This is a messenger RNA of Diprion similis, 728 nucleotides long. RefSeq lists its product as uncharacterized. The coding region runs from base 16 to 618 and encodes 200 amino acids. Lineage: Eukaryota; Metazoa; Arthropoda; Insecta; Hymenoptera; Diprionidae. The transcript is spliced from 2 exons. The record is from RefSeq and is a predicted model, not a curated record.
GACGCAAAUCGUCUUAUGGUAGAUUAUAAGCUGUUGUCAGCCAUCUGUGACGGAGCUGAUAUAAGCCUUCUCUUAACGGCUCUCUUCUCCAUUCCGAGUUUAUACUGCCAGUAUACCGGUUCUCACGAACGACGGAUGAUUCGCGCAGAAAUGAUUGUACCAAUAAUCGUUGUUUUAUUAUAUCUUCUGAGACACAGCGUUGCAAACGCGCGCGUAUUUUAUCUCGACGAACCAGCCGCCAAAGAAGAUAUUAUUGGGUACGAAAAUUUGAACGAUUUUGAACAAUCCUCGCGUGAUUUGGACCUCAGUUUUUCAACCGGAGACACGUCGAGUAACUAUAACAACUAUCACAGAGACGUUGGUUUGCCGAUUUUCAAACGGAUCAAUCCGGUCCGUCCAUACGGAAUCCUGGAACAAAAGUACGCGGAAAUUAAGCAAGAGAUGGAUCGCCCCCACGUUUAUUACAAGCUGAUCGAAGUACCCGAGCAACGACCCAGAUUCAAAGAAGUCGUCGUUGAUCCGAGAGAAAACGCGAAAUGGGCUCAGGUGUUCAGGGAGGAUCGUAAAGGCGAAGUAAUACUGGAGUUGAGAAUAAUAACUAACAACGAUGCUGUGUAACUUCUCGGUCAGAAAAAAUAAUUGCAUUAUAUACACAUAUUUCACUUAGAAAAGUCCGACUUGCCGUUGAUCCCGAAAGGAUAUUAGUUAUUACUUUACAUUUUAAAUAA